AUGCCUCUCCCUAACGAGCCCGUCAAAGUCACCGGUGGCUGCUCUUGCGGCGCCGUCCGCUAUCGUAUCAACGUCCCUGCACUGGAGGACCGUCCUUUGAACCCUUUCGCCCCUCCAGCCCUGGGGAUCAAGCUCCCAGGCUCCAUGACAUGCCACUGCAAUGACUGCCGCAGAUCGACUGGCUCGUUCCUUGCAGUUGGCGUACUUGAUGUCCCAGCGCCUAUGCUCACCGUCUCCUCUAUGUCACCCUCAUCUGAAGCAGAUAUUGUAUCUGGUCGAAUUCUGGAUGUUCUUGCAGACGACUAUGACUCCGCAAAAGCAGACGCGGAUCGUCCUCCAUACAUCCCAGCCAUGGAAGUCCUCCGUGCAACAGGAGAGAACAAAACCUGGCUGCGCUUCUUUCACUCCGUCAAAUGCAGUUCCGACGUAUCCCGCAGUUUCUGUGGUCGUUGCGGAACGCAGUUGUGUUACCACUUCAAACUGGAGCCGGUAUACUGCGCUGAUGGAAAGUUGCCUGAAGGAUGGCGGGACUCUUUUCACUUGUACCUUGGAACUCUGGAUCGCGAGUUUCUUGAGAAGGAUUGGUUCAACCCUGGUAGUGAAGGAAUGUUCAAGUAUGGAACACCUCUCGGUCGAUGUGUUUCUGCGACGGCGAAGGGAUUGAGGGACCUGCCAAAGAUGCAAGAGUUUGAUGGCCAGGUUACCGAGGAAGAGUUGGCGACCCUGAGAACUUAG
Fusarium proliferatum ET1 is the source of this 735-nucleotide messenger RNA. RefSeq lists its product as uncharacterized. Bases 1 to 735 code for a protein of 244 amino acids. The record is from RefSeq and is a predicted model, not a curated record. The transcript has a single exon. Lineage: Eukaryota; Fungi; Ascomycota; Sordariomycetes; Hypocreales; Nectriaceae.